This is a messenger RNA of Nerophis lumbriciformis (worm pipefish), 3953 nucleotides long. RefSeq names its product NEDD4 like E3 ubiquitin protein ligase (gene nedd4l). Lineage: Eukaryota; Metazoa; Chordata; Actinopteri; Syngnathiformes; Syngnathidae. Gene Ontology annotation, biological process: ubiquitin-dependent protein catabolic process; protein ubiquitination; regulation of dendrite morphogenesis. The record is from RefSeq and is a predicted model, not a curated record. Gene Ontology annotation, molecular function: sodium channel inhibitor activity; protein binding; ubiquitin protein ligase activity. Gene Ontology annotation, cellular component: cytoplasm.
UAAAGAGCGAAGUACGCGACUCUUGGAGGCAGGAGUCAGACGGACGAACUGUCCUCUGGAGGGAACAUAGUCUUGUGGUACGGAAGUGAAAAUGGCACGUUUGCGUUUGUACUUUGGCUCCAACCGCAGCAACACCGCCCCGGAGAUACUGGAAGGAGACACAGAGGAGCAGCAGGGAGACAAUGAUGUAGCCACAGCACUUCAUCAACCACCUUUUGCAUUAAGUCCUUCUCAGGAGCCUGCGGAACAGACUGUUUCUCCAAGGACUUUUGGCUCACGCCCAGAGACAUCGCUUAAACGCAGCUCUUCUAUGUUCAUACCUCAUCUUGCAACCUACGCAGAGCAGCGGCCCACAAAAAGCUCCUCCAUGCACAUCUCACUACAGCGCUCCGGGGCAAGUAACGAAGAUUGUAGUGACCCACCACCCUGCUAUUCUCCUGCGGGACCUGUGCCUACUUACACCGAAGUAUCGAAUAAAGCAAAUGUUCCACGCCAACCACCUCCGCCAUACUAUAGUCCAGAUUCUCUCAACAAUUCGCAAACAUUUGUGACUGAACCAAACUUGCCAAAGCGCAGGGUCUUCAGCAUCGGUUCUAAUGGACAUACCGUGUACCACAGAAGCCAGCCUGGUGUAAGUGUUGGCGGAAUUCGUAUUCGGAGGAACUCAACCGAUGGUUCUGACAUACAACAUCUCCGGAUUUCUCCGCACGGCUGUUCUGGAUGGACUGUACAGCAGCAGUCCCCCAGUUGUAAUAGUGGAACACAGCGACUUGUGUUUCAGCUUCAGCAGAACCAAGAGCUGAACCAGAGCAGGCAGCAGUCAGACACGUUCCAAGAUGAGCGCACCAAUGUUGGAUUUGCUCGAUCAGGCAGUGGCCAUAUGUCCCGCUACCCUAGAAUUCGGCUGGAGGGAGGCUCAUCUCCGGUUUUGGUAGAAAAUUAUUCAGAGGACGAACCAGUCAGCCAGACAGCUAGUCAAGACAGCAAAGCAGUAGAGGAGAAUAUCAGAACGGAGGCUAGGUCGAAUGGUUGUACUUUUAAAAUUAGUGGCGAUACUCCGCAAAGGCAACCCCAUUUUAAGAUUUACUUUACUCCGGGUGGAGGUGGAGAUCCAGACCUGGUCUUUGGCAGUAAAUCCACAACAAAUAAUCCAGAGACCAGAGAUGAUUUCUUGGGACAAGUGGAUGUUCCUCUUAGUCAUUUACCGACAGAGGAUCCCACCAUGGAGCGUCCUUAUACGUUUAAGGACUUCCUGUUGCGCCCCAGAAGUCAUAAGUCCAGGGUGAAGGGUUACCUGCGUCUGAAGAUGGCCUAUUUGCCCAAACAAGGAGGACCCGAGGAAGAAGCUGGAGAGAUGAGAGAGGAGGCAGAGGGGUGGGAUGACUCUGCAGACUCGGGCUCGCAGCGCCCCCAGCAGAUGCUUCCGCCUCUUCCACCCGGCUGGGAAGAGAAGGUGGACAACCUGGGACGCACCUACUAUGUCAACCACAACAACCGCUCUACACAGUGGAAACGGCCCUCCAACAUGGAUGUGAUUUCAGAGACUGAGAGUGACAAUCGUCAGCGCCAGAUCCAUCAAGAAGCACACCGCGUUUUCCGCUCGAGACGCCACAUCAGCGAGGACCUGGAGAACGAGCACCUUGAACCACGAGAGAUUGACAAUUCUUGGGAGCUCAUCACAGAGGAAGACCCAAAUGACAGCUUGUCGCAGUCCCUCUCCGGCUCGACCUCCAUGCUCACGCCGCAACCCCCGCCAACACCAGUCUCCCAGGAGUUCCCCGAAGACUUGAAUGUGAGGCUGUCGCUCACCCCCGAAACUAAUGGAGAAGUGGCGGGACCCAGCUCGGCCCUGACCCAGCUCUCCAACAGACUUCGCUCCUCCAGUAUGACAGAUGGUGUUAGCGAUCAAGCCCAGGCUCCUCCUCUUAUGCAGAGAUCCCAUUCCAGAAGAACAAGAGCUCAAACAGUCUCAGGUGGUGAGGAUGCCAUGUCUCCCACAGCGACCUCUUUCAACUUGACCACCCCAGGCCUGCCCCCUGGUUGGGAGGAGAGGAAGGACAGCAAGGGGAGAACUUAUUUCGUCAACCAUAACAGCCGCACUACUACCUGGACUAGACCCAUUGUGCAGCUGACUGAAGAUGGAGCUAGCACUUCUGCGGCUGCGGCAUCAGGAGGAGCCUCAGCCCUGGCACCCACCCCUUCCUCUUCCUCGUCUUCCAAUGUCUCCAACAACCACCUCCAUGAGCCCCAAGUCAGACGACCUCGUAGCCUCAGCUCCCCUACUGUCACCCUUUCUACCCCCUUGGAGGGCGCCAACAACAUCCAGGCCCGGCGGGCAGUGAAAGACACAUUCUCUAACCCGCAGUCCCCCCAGCCGUCGCCCUACAGCUCGCCCAAGUCCAAGCAUAAGACUCAGCAGAGCUUCCUGCCCCCCGGCUGGGAGAUGAGGAUAGCCCCCAACGGGCGACCGUUUUUCAUCGACCACAACAGUAGAGCAACAACCUGGGAGGAUCCCAGGUUGAAAUACCCUGUCCAUAUGAGGAAUAAGAACUCCAUGGAACCAGGUGACCUCGGCCCUCUUGCUCCUGGAUGGGAAGAGCGAGUUCACACAGACGGACGCACCUUCUACAUUGACCACAAUACGAAAAACACGCAGUGGGAGGACCCCCGCCUUCAGAGUCCUGCUAUCACCGGACCGGCUGUUCCAUAUUCCAGAGAGUUCAAGCAAAAGUAUGAUUACUUCAGGAAGAAACUGAAAAAACCGGCUGACAUUCCCAACCGAUUCGAGAUGAAGCUCCACCGGAACAACAUCUUCGAAGAGUCAUAUCGUCGAAUCAUGUCACUUAAGAAGCCCGACGUCCUGAAAGCGCGCCUAUGGAUCGAGUUUGAGUCGGAAAAAGGCCUGGACUACGGCGGCGUCGCACGGGAGUGGUUCUUCCUCUUGUCCAAGGAGAUGUUCAAUCCUUACUACGGCCUCUUUGAAUACUCUGCCACAGACAACUACACGCUCCAGAUCAACCCCAACUCCGGCUUGUGCAAUGAGGAUCACCUCUCCUAUUUCAAGUUCAUUGGUCGUGUAGCGGGAAUGGCCGUGUUUCAUGGAAAACUACUGGAUGGUUUUUUCAUCCGACCCUUCUACAAGAUGAUGCUGGGUAAACAGAUCUCUCUAAAGGACAUGGAGUCUGUGGAUAGUGAAUACUACAACUCUCUUAAGUGGAUUCUGGAGAACGAUCCCACCGAGCUUGACCUGCGGUUUUGCAUCGAUGAGGACAACUUUGGACAGACCUACCAGGUUGACCUCAAGCCUAGCGGCUCAGAUAUGGUCGUCACCAAUGAGAACAAAAAGGAAUACAUUGAUCUGGUCAUCCAGUGGCGGUUUGUCAAUCGAGUGCAAAAGCAGAUGAAUGCCUUCUUGGAGGGCUUCACUGAGCUCAUUCAAAUUGAUCUAAUCAAGAUCUUUGAUGAAAAUGAACUGGAGCUGCUCAUGUGUGGUCUGGGUGACGUGGACGUCAACGACUGGCGACAGCACACAGUUUACAAGAACGGCUACUGUCCCAACCAUCCGGUCAUUCAGUGGUUCUGGAAGGUUGUCCUCUUGAUGGAUGCCGAAAAGAGGAUCCGACUUCUUCAGUUUGUCACAGGAACGUCGCGAGUGCCCAUGAACGGCUUCGCUGAACUUUAUGGCUCUAAUGGUCCUCAGCUCUUCACUAUUGAGCAGUGGGGAACACCAGAUAAGCUGCCGAGAGCCCACACAUGUUUCAAUCGCUUGGACCUUCCUACUUACGACUCGUUCGAGGACCUGAGGGAGAAGCUGCUCAUGGCCGUGGAGAAUGCCCAGGGCUUUGAAGGCGUCGACUAAAGCGGUACCUAAUCCUACCAACCAAAUAAAGACUUUUAAAUCAAAGUAGCUACUUAGUAUAACUAAGUAGGCAAAAAAACAACAACAACAAGAA